AGAUUAAUAAUUUAACUUUUAGCACGUCUACAGGCUACUGUAUUAGGGUUGCUCACCAAUUUUGUCGCGUUGACGUUAAUCUUCAAAAGAAUAUAUAUUUUCAUCUUGUAUAAUACCAUGGAUGAAAAGCAAGUUAAAGUUAGUUUGUGGUGCGUGCCACGAUCGUUGUCCACAGUACUAACCAAAUGCCUGAGUGUCAUCGACGGGAUGGAAGUCUAUUUCGAACUGUUUUCUUACGCCGAUACGGCAUCAAAUGUGUUCGAGUCGGUAGUAGGUCGUAGGCUCCCGUUCCAAUUAGAUGGAAACGAGAAGGAUUAUGACAAGAUGAGUGAGCUUUUCAAUGCAAUGUCAAUCGGCCGGAAAAUCAUUCAAAGGAGAGCAUCGUUCUUCGACAUCAAGCAAGAUUUAGAGAAUGCGUCAAGCAAGUAUGUUGUAAAUAAAGAUAUUGCUCACACCUAUGCUCUAGAAUAUCUUCCCCGAGGUUUCAGAUAUGUGUUUCUAACUCGGGAACCUUCGAGAGUUUUCGCAUCAUACCGGAAGAGCCGUAUUCUGGCUGCGGCACCAUCGAUGCCAGAAAGCCGCCAACCGGAGCACGCCACAGAUGAGCGCGUGUUCGACAUCAUUCGUGAUGAUGUCGCAUCGAUACGCCCAAAGAGUUGGUACGAGAAGCAGCACGAACUUUGGAAAUACGUCAGAGAGCACAUCGAACCGAAUCCAAUCAUCAUUGACGCUUUCGACCUCGCCUCCGAACCUCGGAAUAUUUUGAGGGCCUUCUGUAAUGAUGUUGGAUUGCCAUACAGCGAUGACCUUCUACAAUGGACCCCCAGUCAAGAAUUCCCAACGAACUUUGUGACACCAUUAGAGAAUAUGUCUCAAGCAAUGGGCCAGCACCUUUAUGCCACAGCUUUAAACAGUACAAGUUUUGUGGCGCCCCGUGAAUCUGGGCCAAUACCACGUGAUCAGCUCACAGAUGACGUCAUCCAAUGCGUUGACCAUUCAAUGCCAUUCUAUCGUGAAAUGUAUCAAAGUAGAUUGCGGCCUUCUUAAACAUAUAAGAUGAAAAUCUGUCUGUGUCUAUUAUAAAAACAAUAGGCCUAUACUUUUGUUUUGAAGAUUCAUGCAUUGAUUAAAUAAAACAUGAACGAUGUUUUUAAAUGAUUAUUCAGAAGUGAAAUUCAUGCACAAAAUUAUUUCAUUUUUCAUUGGAAAAAUUGGAUCUGCAUCAGAUUUCCAACUGUCUUGUACUAACAUUCAAAAUUAAUCUCUGUCAAAUUUCGGACAAGUUUAUUGAUUGUGACUACAGAGGAAAAAAUUGGUUUAAUUUUAUUAAACGAAAUAUAAGGGGUUUCAGGAGGGAUAAAUCCCUAAAAGAAAAGGAAGAGGAUCAACUUUUUUUUCCUUGUCUCUUUUUUUCUUGAUUCAUUUUUAACACACUUUGUAUAUUUCAUGUGAUUCAUUUGAGCCAAAUUCAGUUUCUAAUUCUUCCCUUUUUCCCCUCCACUUCCAUAAUCCCUUUCUGUCAUUUAUUCGAGAUACAGUAUUGUUUUUCCAUGAAGUAGGUGAUAUUUCUCGUUUUGUAUUGUCCUCUGUUGUCUCUUUUAGUAACAAACUUUUCUUUCCCAGUGCAUAUUAUGUAAAUAUAUUUUAGGACAAAAUUGAAAUUAAACUAUAGGAUUACUCACUGAGUUUUCAGAAGCAUGAGUAGGGCUCUGUUGACCGGUAGGGUACACUCUUUGUCAAUAUAUUAGUGUGCAAACCCAUUUAAAAUAUCAUAUUUUUGAAUAUUUUUCUACAAACUUCAGAAUGCACACCUUAGAAAAAAUACCGUCUGGAACUUAAUUCCCAUUGUUACACCCCAUACUUAAAUAGUUUCUUUAUUCUUGACAAAUUCAAAGUGGUUCCAGUUCUAAAAGCAUUUUUUAACUAAACGAAUAUGUGUAUACCAAUUAUUCUUUGAGUUUUUGUAACACAUCAUUUCUGCUACGGAAGACCUGAAAGAGUCAAAUGUGAAUGUUCUACCUUGUAAUUUUCCAAUUUUAUUAACGCUGUUAUCACCAAUUCUCAGUAAAACUGAAUGUGAUGUGUAAAGAUUUGCUUAUACUUAGAAGAUAAGACUAUAAUAUAGCAUUACUCAAUAAAAAUACGUCAUUAAAAAGAUUAUAUCAAAAAUUUGACUAAUUCUUGUAAUGUUUGGAAAAUUGACAAUGUGAUGCUUUUAAUUAUUGUAGGCAGAACGUGGCAGAUCAGAGUGGACAAAAUAAUGCUAGUGUGAAUUUUAUGAAUGAAUUACAUGAAUUCAUUUGGCUCAGUUUAUAAUUAGACUACAGAGCACGCAUCAUCUUCA
Molecule: messenger RNA, 2344 nt
Organism: Lytechinus pictus (painted urchin)
Lineage: Eukaryota; Metazoa; Echinodermata; Echinoidea; Temnopleuroida; Toxopneustidae
Exons: 2
Coding region: 118-1047 (309 amino acids)
Source: RefSeq, a predicted model, not a curated record